AGUGGAGGCAUUUGUCCUCUCAAUGCCCAUUCUGUUUGGGCUCUUGAUUCUCCCCAGGUUUGUUCCUGUUGAGGACAGUCCUCUUCCUGUUCUAGCCCUAGGAGUGGGGGACAUAGCCAAAGACACCAGAGGCCUGAGUCCAAGGAGCACUCAGUAGGCUGAGGCCUACUAGGUGGAAUGUCUUUCUCUGCCACCCCCCUUCCAUUCCCCAUCUUCCCCUCUUCAAGAUAUGGAAGCUGUGGAGUGGGAGUUAAAAGAGGCAUCAUUUGGGCCCUUUUUUGACCUUUAUGGGGUUGGGUGGGUGUGGGUGAGUUAGUACUAGACAAUAAGCCUCCUUUUCCUCCAGCAAGGAAUGUUGAUCUAGACAAGGGGGCCCUGUCUUCUCUGAAGUAGGGGGCAGACUGACUCACAGCUUCUAUGCCCCUCACAAAUGCCAGAGGGUGCUAGAAACAUUUCCUCCUGGGGCCCUAGCUUACCCCAUUUUGGAGAGGGAGGGCAUAUUCUCUCUCAAACUACCUUUCCCCUUUUCCCCAUAUACUGGCCCACAUUUAUUCAUUUUUAUAUUCCCAUCUUCCUCUUAUCAGGUCCAUUUAUAUAUUUUCCUCCCUCUCUAACCCUGACAUUCUCUCCUGACCUCCUAAUAGAUCUUAGUCUCACUGAUGGGAAAUGGGGACUUGGGACCACUGGACCUUGCUGAAAGGAAGCUUCUGGGGUCUUAGGGAUUAUAAAAGAUGGGGAGAUACAGGUUGGAGAAAGCUCCUUUGCAAAGGUUUAUUGGAGUUGAGUUUGAAAAGUAUGUGAAAACUUGACCUUAAAUUUCCUGGCCUGGUGCUAACAUUCACAGGAUCUCAGCUAGUAGCAAAGGGAAUAAGGUGGAGGCGGGGAAGAGAGAGCAGAGAUGGGAGGCCCUAUAUCUAGCCCAACCCCUUCUCUCUUAGCUUUCCUACUUGAUCCUGCCUGAGACUUUUGUCUGCAGCAAUUCCCAGUGGACUGAGGGAGAGAGAAAGCCCAGGAUAGCAACGUGUGACCCCUCAUAUACAAGUGAUCAUGGGGUCUGGGGUCCGGGUUUUGCUGUGCUGUCUGCUAGUGGGGUUCUCAGUCCUGCUCUUUUUUGGGGGGCAGAGGGCAAAUGGGGACCGCCCAUACAGCAAGGGAGUUUGCUCCAGGCAGACCUUGGUGGUUCCUCUAAAAUACAAUGAAUCCUACAGCCAGCCAAUAUACAAACCUUAUUUGACGCUGUGUGCAGGUCAGCGUAUCUGCAGCACUUACAGGACCACAUACCGCGUGGCAUGGAGGGAGGUUCAGAGGGAUGUGCAGCAGUUUCAUGCUAUAUGUUGUCAGGGUUGGAAGAAGAAGCAUCCAGGGGCACUGACCUGUGAAGCCAUUUGUCCUAAACCCUGUCAGAAUGGAGGGAUUUGCAUUCAGCCUGACCAGUGUGAAUGCACCCCAGGCUGGGGAGGGAAGCACUGUCACAUGGAUGUAGAUGAAUGCAGCACUGGAAUCAUUCUUUGCUCUCAUAGCUGUUCCAACACCCUGGGCAGCUUCACUUGCAGCUGCCCAAAAGGUCUAGCUCUAGGGACCAAUGGAAGGACUUGCGAGGAGGUCCCCUCUGAACCACUUCCCAGUCCCAGUAUCCUUAGUUUGACAGUUCGGGAGGCGAAGAAAGAAAAGCAUUCCCUGAGGCUGAAGGUUGGAGAAUUACGUGGGCGGCUGGAAGUCUUGGAGCAGUGGGCUGGGCAGGUGAGUGCCUGGGUUCGAGCUGUGCUGCCAGUGUCUCCUGAAGCAAUCCGGCCUGAGCAGGUGGCUGAACUGUGGGGGAGAGGAGACCGCAUAGACUCGCUUAGCGAUCAAGUGCUGCUUCUGGAGGAGAAACUGGGCGCCUGUUCUUGUGAGGACAACAGCCUGGGUCCAGGUCUCAACCAUGGCACAUAAAAGCCCUUUUGGACAGCAACACUUUCUGUUUUCAGUGCCUACCCUUCACCUUCUCUGCCCAGGGAAAUUAUUGCUAAAGGAAUUAAAACAGCUGCAAAUCUGGACAGAAAAUGUCAUCUGCAUGCAGAAACAGAACUAAGGAGAUUGAAUGUAAAUCAAUACAUGCUAUGUUCACUUCUUUUUUCUUUAUCUUUCCCAUGGUUUUCCCCUUGUGCUCUGAUCUUUCUCUCCCAAUAAUUCAAAAAGCAAUAUGUAUUAAAAAUAAAUUUACUAUUAAAAAAACAAAC
This is a messenger RNA of Antechinus flavipes (yellow-footed antechinus), 2219 nucleotides long. RefSeq names its product EGF like domain multiple 8 (gene EGFL8). The coding region runs from base 1048 to 1932 and encodes 294 amino acids. Gene Ontology annotation, biological process: anatomical structure development. The record is from RefSeq and is a predicted model, not a curated record. Gene Ontology annotation, cellular component: cell surface; extracellular region. Gene Ontology annotation, molecular function: signaling receptor binding; calcium ion binding. NCBI's taxonomy places the organism in Eukaryota, Metazoa, Chordata, Mammalia, Dasyuromorphia, Dasyuridae. The transcript has 9 exons.